Molecule: messenger RNA, 9341 nt
Organism: Thunnus maccoyii (southern bluefin tuna)
Lineage: Eukaryota; Metazoa; Chordata; Actinopteri; Scombriformes; Scombridae
Gene: rapgef6
Product: Rap guanine nucleotide exchange factor (GEF) 6
Exons: 32
Coding region: 479-5575 (1698 amino acids)
Biological process (GO): small GTPase-mediated signal transduction; positive regulation of ERK1 and ERK2 cascade
Molecular function (GO): guanyl-nucleotide exchange factor activity; protein binding
Source: RefSeq, a predicted model, not a curated record
CCAGUCCGGGCAGACAGAUGUCGUCAACUCUCCACUCUCACAUCUAGGAGGAGGAGGGAUCUAAAUCUGAACUCCUGGAUCUGACUGACGGUAGCUACCGAGCUGGAUAUUUCCUCUACCAAAGAUGUACAGGAUUCAAGACAACAGGUCCCAAAGAUGUAACUUUCUGUCACACUUUAGUGAUAUCUACUCUUUUUCGGACGUGCAGUAGUUGAAAGUGAAGUUUUUUGUUUCCCACUCUCUCUCCUGGAGAGCGAAGGAGCUCCCCGGUCCGUCUGGAGUAAAAAAAAAAAAAAAAAAAAAAAAAAAAAAACGUAGCUUGACCCCAUCCAUGCUCGGCUCGGCUCGGCUCGGACAAGAUCCACGGGUAUGUGAGUUUGUUCAACCCGGGUCGGCUUGAACAGCAGUUUAGGAGACGUGAAAGUGAGAUUACCCAACGAGGAAGUAAAAGCCCUGUGGUGGAUUUUGAGCCGAAGUUAUGAAAAUGACCGGAGCCAUGGAAACUUCUUUCAAACAGGCUUUGAAGAAACCGCCCUCGCUGCGGACCGCAGAGGACCUGCACACCAUCUACUGCCACCUCUAUCACAUGGACGUCCUCUCUCACCUCAGGGAACAUCAGUUAAGGUCGAUGUGUACCUCAGCGAGGUAUGAGAGACAUGAGGCUAACCACAUCGUGUUCUACCCAGACAGCAUCGCUACCUGUUGGUACAUCCUGCUCUCUGGGUCGGUCUUUGUCAAGGAGCACAUGUACCUGGCAAGGUGCUGUUUUGGAAAGCAGCUGGGGGGCAGACGAGGCUGUGAAUGCAUCACUUUGGAGCCGUCAGAAAUGAUUGUGGUGGAUAACGGCAGCGAGGGGGACGACAGCUUCCUGCAGAGAGAGGGAUCCCAGCGGAGGUCCAGACGGCGCUUUAGGAGGGUCAACCCCAGGGGAGAGCGGGAACUCAUCACAGACGGCCAAGAGCCCGCCAGCUACAACACGGAUUAUGUCAACAACCAGCUUCCUGCCGACCUCAAUAAGAUGCACCUAACAGACCACGCCCAUCAGCAGGUGAUGCACAUGCCUCCCAGCCAGUCAGGAUGCAGCAUCGCCAGCGACUCGGGGAGCAGCAGCCUAUCGGAUAUUUACCAGGCUACAGAGAGCGAGCUGGGAGAUGUGGACCUAUCUGGACUUCCAGAGGCUGCGGUGGACAGCGAAGAAGAGGAAGAGGAAGAUGAGGACCUUGAGAGAGCUUCGGACACUCUUCUGGGCCGAGACCUGGUCCGAGAGUGUCUUGAAAAAGACCCAGCCGACCGCAACGACGAUGACAUCGAGCAACUACUGGAGUUCAUGCACCAGCUGCCUGCCUUCGCCAACAUGACCAUGUCUGUGCGGAGGGACUUGUGUAGCGUCAUGGUGUUUGAGGUGGUGGAGCAGGCUGGCACAGUUGUACUGCACGACAAACAAGAGCUGGACCUCUGGUAUGUUAUCCUGAACGGGGCAGUGGAGAUCAGCCACCCAGAGGGAAGAGUGGAGACUCUCUGUAUGGGCAACAGUUUUGGCAUCUCACCCUCACUGGACAAACAGUACAUGAACGGAGAAGUUCGCACCAAGGGGGACGACUGCCAGUUCGUCUGCAUCGCCCAGGAGGACUACUGGCGCAUCCUCAACCAUGUGGAGAAGAACACACACAAGGUGGAGGAGGAAGGGGAGAUUGUGAUGGUCAAAGAGCACCGCGAGCUUGACCGCAGCGGGACCAGGAAGGGACACAUUGUCAUCAAGGGAACCCCAGAGCGUCUGAUCAUGCACCUGGUGGAGGAACCAUCGGUGGUGGACCCCACCUACAUCGAAGACUUCCUGCUGACCUACAGGACCUUCCUGUCAAGUCCCAUGGAGGUCGGCAAGAAGCUGCUGGAGUGGUUCCAGAUAGAAACCCUCCGAGACACAGUAACGAGAACAGUGCUGCUGUGGGUCAACAACCACUUCAAUGACUUUGAGGGUGACCCGGCUAUGACACGCUUCCUGGAGGAAUUUGAGAAACAUCUAGAAGUCACAAAAAUGAAGGGCCAUUUGCGGCUGCUGAACAUCGCAUGUGCAGCCAAGGCUAAGUGGAGGCAGAUCACUCUGCAGAAGGCGUCCAGGGAGUCACCGCUCUACUUUGACGUGCUGGGCGGCAGCGAGAGAGGAUUCGGCAUCUUUGUUGAGUCAGUGAAAGAAGGGAGCAAGGCUGCAGAGGCCGGACUCAAACGGGGAGAUCAGAUCAUGGAGAUCAAUGGUCAGAACUUUGAGAACAUCUCCUUCUCCAAAGCUGUUGACAUCCUGAGAAAUAACACGCACCUCUCCCUCACCGUCAAAACCAACAUAUUUGUCUUCAAAGAGCUCCUCAGCAGGAUCAUGCACGAGAAGAAGAAUGGCGGCCCUCACAUUCCCAAGAUCCAGGAGAAAAAAGGCAAUCGCUUCUCCAUCCCUGACCUUCCUGGAGACAUGGAGUUCCCCACAGACCACAAAGCCACCAGGAAAAUGAAGGCCAACACUGUGUCUGGAGGACGAAACAAGAUCAGGAAGAUGCUGGAGAAGACGCGCUUCAGUAUACUGCCACCCAAACCGUUCAGUGAUGGUGGCAUGGGUCAGUCUCAGGAUGACAGCAUUGUGGGUACCAAGCAGUGUCGUCACAGCGUGGCCAUCAUGCCCAUCCCUGGCAACCUGUCAUCCAGCAGCCCCGACCUGCUGCAGCCGGCCACCAGCGUCCUCGACUUCUCCAACCCUGCAGCCUUGGGACUGUACUACAUCCCAGACCAGGUGAUUCGGGUGUUCAAAGCCGACCAGCAGAGCUGCUACAUCAUCAUCAGUAAGGACACAACUGCCAAGGAUGUGGUCGCUCACACUGUCAAUGAGUUCGGCCUCCUUGCAGCACCCGAAACUUACUCUCUCUGCGAGGUAUCAGUUAGCCCAGAGGGAGUCAUAAAACAGCGCCGCCUGCCCGACCAGCUCUCCAAACUGGCUGAUCGGAUUCAGCUUAACGGCAGGUACUACCUGAAGAACAACAUGGAGACGGAGACGUUGUGUUCAGACGACGAUGCCCAGGACCUCCUCAGAGAGAGUCAGAUCUCGCUGCUGCAGCUCAGCACCAUGGAAGUCGCUGCCCAGCUCUCCAUGAGAGACUUUGAGCUCUUCAGGAACAUCGAGUCCACCGAGUACGUGGACGACUUGUUUAAACUAGACUCCUCGGUAGGAAGUGGCAAUCUGAAACAGUUUGAAGAGGUGAUCAACCAGGAGACCUUCUGGGUCGCCACAGAGAUCCUGAAGGAGCCCAAUGCCCUGAAGAGGAUGAAGACCAUCAAACACUUCAUUAAGAUCGCCCUGCACUGCCGAGAGUGCAAGAACUUCAAUUCCAUGUUCGCUAUCAUCAGCGGUCUAAACUUGGCACCGGUGGCUCGGCUUCGGAGCUCGUGGGAGAAAUUGCCCAGCAAGUACGAGAAGCUGUUCGGGGACCUGCAGGACGUCUUCGACCCAUCCAGGAACAUGGCCAAGUACCGCAACGUCCUGAGCAGCCAGAGCAUGCAGCCACCCAUCAUCCCACUGUUCCCAGUGGUCAAGAAGGACCUCACCUUCUUACAUGAAGGCAAUGACUCCAACGUAGACGGUCUUGUGAACUUUGAGAAGCUGAGGAUGAUUGCCAAGGAGAUCAGACAUGUGGUGCGGAUGACCUCGGCCAACAUGGACCCCGCCCUCAUGUUCAGACAGAGGUCUCUGAGUCAGGGCAGCACCAACUCCAACAUGCUAGACGUGCAGGGCGGUGCCCAUAAGAAGCGAGUACGUCGCAGCUCGCUUCUCAAUGCCAAGAAGCUGUAUGAAGACGCUCAGAUGGCCAGAAAGGUGAAGCAGUACCUGUCGAACCUGAUGGUGGAGACAGACGAGGAGAAACACCAGAUCAUGUCCCUGCAGUGUGAGCCGGCCUACAGCACCUUGUCAAAGAACUUGAGUGAGAGACGAUCCACCAAGUCGGACAUGUCUCCGGUGUCUCUGCGGUCGGCUCUGCCCUCGGGGAAAACCCAGAACAGGGUGUCACAAGUCCUUCAGGUCCAGGUCCCGCUGAACCCUCUACGAAAGAAGAGCACUGCCAAGGACAUAGGCACACCGAACUCAAAUUCUCCCCAGGUGGUGAAGAAACCUCCGGUUAGCUCGGCAGACGAGUGGAACACAAAGAGACCAUCUGAUGACACCGUUUCCACCAUCUCCUCCCUUCACUCCAGCCCUACGGUGUCACCGCAGGGCUCUCCGCGCAAAGUGGGAGGUGUAGCCAAGUCCCAGAACUCCAGCCAGAUGAACUUGUCGGGAUCUUCAUCGUCACUGACCAGCGACGCCAGCACAAAGGCCGGCACCGCCAGCCUGCGCAGCUACGGCAUAGGUUACGCUCUCCUACCAGCCGGUAAAGCGGACAACCUGUCGGACUCGAGUCACAGCGAGAUCUCCUCCCGCUCCAGUAUCUGCUCGGUUGACUCCGUGCCUGCCCCCGGCCCUGACGACCGGUGUAUUAGCAGCAACAGGACGUGUACUACUACUGCCACUGUUACUUCUACUACUACUGCGACUACAGCAGCUGUGCCAGUUGUUGAGAGCACAGCAGCGACGCACGCACACUUGAAUGCUGAUUACAACCAGCCCAGCACAAGUUCUUCAUCGUUGGCUCGAGGCUACGUGACCCGAGCCUCCACCUUCACCUCCUCCAUCUCUACAGAGGAGCUGACCCCAGACCACACCUCUCUGGACUCGGUGGCCGACAGCGGCCGCGGCAGCUGGACGUCCUGCUCCUCCAACUCCCACGACUCCUUCCAGAGCCUCCCUACUUCCUCCUGCCGGCCCUGGGACCACGGCAUCCACGGGCACCCGCUUUCUCUCCCGCACACUCACCUGGGCGUAUUCAAGCACACACAGCUGGCCGGGCCGAUAGCGGAGGUGGAGGCCGCCGGUCACGCGUGGGCGAACGAGGACCAUGCCAAGAAACACUCCAGAGACUCCAGCUCAGAUCUGUCCAAUCAGUCGCGGCAGAGCUGGGCGUCGUCCAGCUCGCUGUCGGACACCUAUGAGGGGAAUUACGGCACGAUAAAGCGGCGAAACACCUCGGAGCACCCCUCCUCGCCAAACAACGAGGAAGGAGGGCAAAGCACAGACCCUGCCUACAAAACGGUGACGUCAAGCACAGAGAAGGGCCUGAUAGUGUACUGUGUCACCUCCCCCGCCAAGGAUGAGCGUUACCGAGCUCCCCCUCCCACCCCUCCAGGCUACCACGGUCUGGCUCUGGGGGAUCUCACAGACGGAGUAGUAGGUGGGCCAGGAGGUCACAUCCCCAGGCCUCCCCACCUCAGACCUCCAGACUACAGUGUGGCCCUGCAGAGGAGCAAACUCCUGCAAAGCCCCGGAGCAGCCGGAGGUCUGGCUGAGGCUCGGAGGCUCGCUGGAAACCAUCACCUCCACCACCAAGAGGCCCGGACAGCCGGGUCCAUGCAGGGCCAGGGCCACUCCAGACCGCCCAGCAUCUGCCUCCCACCACAGGAGCUGGCUGACAGUGAGGAUGAUGAACAAGUGUCAGCGGUGUAGAGGUGGUGACGUCACGCUCACACACACAUACACACACGCGCGCAUAUUCUCACACGGACCAAGUCGUGUUGAUCAGGUUUUGGACUAAGUGAGCAGCCUGCCAUCGUCACGCAUCAGAGCACAUUCUCCAGGCCCCGCCCACAGCCCUGUGUGACAUCACCGCGGACCAUAACACACCUCUGGACCAGACCAGUGGGUCAUGUGACGUCUCCGCACCUGCCAGGACUCGUACAAUCAUUUCUUUUUGAACUCAUUUCAUAAAAAAAAAAAGAAGAAAAGACUGGUUUUAGAAACUUUUUAAGAACUCAGCAGAUAAAGGUGGUGUGAUGGAUUCACAUCACGGUAGACUGAUGUAAAAUAUAUAUAUAUAUAUAUAAAAAAAGGACAAAUUAAAGAAGGAAGAGUGACGACAAUGAUGCCUCAUGAGAAGAAGUCAGCCUCCUUGGAAACAGACCACCAUGUACCUCCAUUUUGCGCUCCAAGCUCUCUUGUCUAACAGCGUGUCACAAAGUUUUUACAGUUUUAAAAUGUUGUACAGUGAUUUUUUUUUUUUCUUCUUCUUUGCAAAGUGAUUUUUUUUGUGUGUGUGUGUGUGUCUUUUCAGUUGCAUCUCCGAGCUUUGCAAAGUUUUUUUAUGUGAGAAUAGUCAGGAGGAAAAGACAAAGGGAUGAUAGAGAGCUGUUGUCAGUAGUGCGAGUAUUACGAUGAACAUUAGCUUGUGUUUUUUUUGUUUUGUUUUGUUAUUGUUUCCUGUCAGCUCAAAAGAAGAUGAAUGUAGAUGAAUAAGACAACAAAAAACAAUUAUUUUUUUCUUGCGGUUUUUAUGGGCCUCUAUCAAACACAGGGGACUGGUGAUGUAAAUUUACAUCAGUGGUAUCAGUUCCCUCAUAAACCAACCAAAUAAACAAAAACAACAGCUACAAAACCCAACUUGAGUAUCCCAGUACUCACAUUUUCAACUUCAUCUGAAGUCAGAAACGCCCUCAGGAGAUAAAAAGAACCCUUCGAGAUAUUUUUCACUUCCUCUCCAGGAGGUGAAAAAAAUAAAAAAAUGGAAACUCCUGAAUAACAGAGAGCACAUCUGUUUUUGUUAAGCACUUAUUGUACUUAGUUGAGCUUUAAAGAAAAAGGAAAAAAAAAAAACGACAAACAGCAUCUCUCAGGCAGUUCUGAGUCUUUGUGUCGCGCUCUCCGUCACCCGGCCGCCUCUCUUAUUGCUCGUUCAGUCUGACGCGAGGUACUUUAGCGGCAUGCUGCCUCCUGGAUGUUCUAUAAAAACUGUAUUAUAACUCGUUUUUAAUGAGCUGAAGAACAAAUGCCUCGCUGCUUCCUGUAGAGUAAAACGCGUGUCGUUAUUUUAUUGCAGCAGCUAUAAUAAAUUAGCACCGUGUAUGUGUGUGUGUGUGUGUGUGUGUGUGUGUGUGUGUGUGUGUGUGUGUGGUCACACAACAUGCAUGCACGCGCAUUUACACUCUUACACACACACACACACACACACACCAAAAAUCUUAGUCGGUGUGCAUAAAGAUGAACAGUGUUUACACCACCGCUUAUUUUGUUUACAGUGUUUAUUAGACUAGUUGUCUAUGGAAUUACAAGCUGAAAUGUUAAAAGUAUAAGUGCUCCAGGUUCAUUUGACCUUGUAAAUUUGUUUAUAGCGCAGCAGGAAUAUGCAGAUGCAACAUAAACUUUGACUAUGUGCUCACAGUGUACCUCGUUCAUCUCGGUUUUUGCUUCUUAUUUAAAAGAACAAGCAACAAAAACAAGUCAACAGAUAAUGUAUUUUACCGCCUGGCUCGCAUCUCCAUUCCAUGUUUAUAGUACAUUUUGUAGAAUAUUUAAAGGAUUUGCUUGAAAUUGUUUUAUUUGUAUUGAAAACGGAAGCAGAUUUGUACAUUCUGAGUAAUGUUUUUGGAAACAGUAAAAAUAGUCUCUAUUUGUGUUUAUCUGCAGUGCAGCAGGGGUGUAACUGGAAUUAGACGUUCUUCUCUUCUCCUUCUGCUGUCUGUCUUGCGCUCUGUGACGCUUCUUUUGUAUUGUUUUGCCACACAAAGACUUGAAAUGAUUAAUGGUAAUAUAUACAUGGCAUAUAUAUGAAUUUAUACAUAUAUUUUUUUGUUGUUCCUUUGCCAUAAAUUAAUGUUAACUGAUCAUGUAUAGAUGAGAGAAGAGAGUCCUCUAUAAAGGCUAUUUUUGAAUAUUUUGUUAUACGAAAUAAUCCGAGGUUGUGAUUGCCGUGUUUCUGUCUUCAGGCAGGAGUCUUUACAACAAUUUCUUUUUAAGUUCUUCUCAUUGUUCAUGUCUUGUUUUUUCUCCUGUCACACUCUGUUGUUGGUGCCAUUUCUGCUCUGUCUAGAAGUGUAAUUGCUGCUGUGUUUUGGGAUAUGACUGCGUGCGUGUGUUUGUGUGUGUGUGUGUGUGUGAAUUUUAUUUGCGAGGAAUCCCAUUUUGAUUCAGUCUGGGCGUACAGCACAUAUGGAAAGGCUCAGAAGUCGUUUCCGAUUAAAGCUGGUCUCAGUUUGCAGCUUUGAUUGCUCCUGCCUGCAGGAAGGUGGGCCCCCUGUGGGUCUCUAGCCGUCGGUUUCAUGGCACGAAGCCAGUUAAUUCAAACUCAGACUGGAUGAUUGAAAGGAGGUUUUUGAUGCUAUUAUAUCGUAGUCUGUUUGAAUUGAACAGAACAAGCCCUGCCAUGAUGUCUGUAUCUCUCCCUGCCUCUUUCUGAAAAACCUGUCAACUCAGCAGGACUUUAAAACCGAACCUUUCUCCUCACAGUAGAAACUUUGAAACAGACUGAGAGUCCGAAACUGACAAUUCCUCUUUAUUUGUUUUGCACAACUGUAUUCCUCAGAUUCUAAACCACAAAUCAGUAUUAAUUAAAAAAAAAAAAAAAAAUAGCAGCAUAUGCGUCUUCCAAGAGUUGUCCCAGAUAUUAAGAAUGGCAAGGAUCUUCAUCAGGAGUCACAAGAAAAUUAUUUUUAGUUUUACCUGCUUUCAAAUGUUGGAUUGAGAGCAAAAGUUUUGUUUUUUGAGGGGUUUUUUUUUCUUGAAGUUGUUGUACCGAAAUUCAGAAUGAAACUCUUUCAGCACUCAUUGGUCUUUACAUCAGUGCUGUAUCCUAGAAAAUUAAUUAAGGAGUUCUUUUUACUCCAAAUAAUAUGCUACAUAUUCUUUUUGUUUGUUUUGUUUUGUUUCUUUCAGGGCUAAAUUGCAUUCAGUAGUAAACCCCUCCUCUACCCCCUCCGUACACAGUUGGUAUGUUUUCAUGGAGGACCUGACAGUUAGCAGUCAUUAUACAACAUGUCAGCGCUUUGAACAAACAUAAAACUGGAGAAAGAUAAACUUCACCUCGCUCACAGUUUGAUGAAAAUAUCUGAUUGUAAUUUAGCCCGUGUCCUGCCAUGUUACCUGGAAUGCAAUAAGAGAGAUGUGAAUGUGUUUGAUGUAGACAUCUUUUGGCAUUACAGCAGAAAUGCACAACAAUAAGCUUAAAUGUGGUGAGUGUGCUGCACAAUCUGUACAAAGAGGUAUUAACUCGGUCUGUGGCUUAAAGUUUGCUUUCGUCUCACACUUCUCAUAGCUGUUGUAACUUAUGUCUUUUAGAAAGACAACAUGAUUUUGCUCGUACGCUUUUUAUGUAUUUUUUACGAGUGAUUGUAAAUAGUUGUUAUAUUUUUGUUUAAGAGAAUGUUUAAAAAGGAAAAAGUACCUUUUAUUUCUUCAAGUCUACUGAUAUGAAUUUGGACAAUGAAUAAAAUAUUAAACUGAA